UCUGGACCUUCUGGCUGCCCAUACAUGUCCCUCAGCUCAGUAGCCCCUCGUGCUGCGGGGCCAACAUCAGUUCAAGUUCACGCUCUUUCUCCCUUAAUUAAGCUCAUACCGGCCACCGACAAACGUCAAAAUGCGCUUACCCUGGUCUUUCAUUUUUCUAGUUUUUACUGCCUGCUGUUCGGAGGGCAGCGAUGUGCUCGAGCUUGGAGAUUCCGACUUUGAUCAGGGCGCAGCCGGGCACGAGACUAUGCUGGUGGAGUUCUUCGCUCCUUGGUGUGGACAUUGCCAGAGGCUUGCUCCAGAAUAUGAGACUGCUGCCACAAAGCUGAAAGGGGCAGUACCUCUAGCAAAGGUUGACUGCACAGUGAACUCUGAGACCUGUGAGCGUUUUGGAGUGAAUGGAUACCCCACCCUUAAAAUCUUCCGCAAUGGAGAGGAAGCUGAAUCCUAUGAUGGCCCCAGAACAGCAGAUGGAAUUGUGAGCUAUAUGAAAAAGCAGGCAGGGCCAAGUUCUGUGGCUCUGCUCAGUGGAGCAGAUUUGGAUUCUUUUGUUGACAACUACGAGGCCAGUGUGGUGGGCUUUUUCUCUGGGGAUGACAGUGCACAGCUUGCAGAGUUUCUGAACGUCUCCAGUGCCCUGAGGGACAGCUAUCGAUUUGCUCAUUCCACUGAUCUGAGAACAGGCCUGAAACAUGGGGUAGAUGGAGAAUGUGUUCUGUUGUUCCGUCCCCCACACCUAAACAGCAAGUUUGAGGACAGUAUGGUGAAAUAUACAGAAUCUGUUUUGAUUCCCUCUUUCCGUACAUUCAUCCGAGAUAAUGUAUUUGGUCUCUGUCCACAUCUAACCACUGACAAUAGGGACCAUCUGAAAGGAAGUGACCUGCUUACUGCGUAUUACAAUGUUGAUUACAUACGAAAUGUAAAAGGCACCAACUACUGGAGGAACAGAAUAAUGAAGGUGGCGACUCAGUUCCAGGAUCGAGGUCUGAGUUUUGCAGUGGCAGAUCGGCAUGAGUUCCAGGAUGAGCUCGAGGAGGAGUUUGGUUUGGGUCUGUCUGAGGGAGGAGAGAUUCCCAUCGUCACCAUACGGACCAGAGCAGGACAUAAGUACUCCAUGCAGGAAGAAUUCACGAGAGAUGGCAAGUCUUUAGAGAGGUUCUUGGAGGAUUACUUUGCCAACAGGUUGAAAAGAUAUGUAAAAUCGGAGCCUGUUCCAGAGUCCAACGAUGGCCCCGUCAAGGUCGUGGUGGCUGACACGUUUGAGGAGAUUGUGAAUGAUCCAGAGAAGGAUGUAUUGGUUGAAUUUUACGCUCCCUGGUGCGGCCAUUGCAAGAACCUGGAGCCCAAAUACAAGGAGCUUGGAGAAAAGCUAUCUGGGGACCCGAACAUUAUCAUUGGCAAAAUGGACGCCACUGUGAAUGAUGUCCCUCCAAAUUAUGACGUCCAAGGAUUUCCAACCAUUUACUUUGUACCCUCUGGACAAAAAGACCAGCCACGCCGAUAUGAGGGUGGUCGUGAUAUUAGUGACUUCAUCAGCUACCUGAAGAAAGAGGCCACAAAUCCGCUCAUCUUAAAUGACUCAAGGGAUGAACUGUAAAAAAGCAUAAAGACACUGAAUUUAACAGUGGAGAAAUGCACAGAACGACACUGAAGUGAUCAACUGAUAUUCAGCCAGACAAUUCAUUCACAGCUGAAAAGCAGCUAUUCUGUAUUACAUUAAAUGGGAUCAUCACAGCAAAUUAGCCCCACUGCUAUACCAAAUAUUCCCUUGUUAAAUAUCAAUCCCUAUGGACUGUAAAUGGACACAUGCUAAGGAAUGGAGUUUAAAAUGUUUGUUGAAAUAUUUUUCUUUUCAUCAGUUAUUGUUCAACAAUCUGCCACUUUUUGUAAGUUGCCACAAUUUUCUUUCAUUCUCAAUUUACAAAAUGCACUGCUAGUGAGAAAGAGGUUGUGUUAAUAGGUCAUUUAUUGCACACAUGAACAUUAAUGUAGCACCCUAAAGAGUAACUGAUGCUAAUGUUAUUUUUAUUUUGGUAAUGGAGUAUAUUACAUUUGUAACACUAACAAUAAGAAUACUGUACAGGUCAAAUAGUUGACGUGCUGAGAUCACAGAUAUUUCUUAUCAUUUUGAAUGAAUGCACCUGUUUAAAUUAAGAAAAUGUUUUACCUCAUUACAAACUUUUUGCUCAUGUUUAGUUUACAACAUUUAGGUUUUGGUGUUGAUACAUUAUAAUUUAAAUAUUGCAAAGUCUGUUUAUGGUCUGUUCAGAUAUUACCAUAAAACUUUAACAUUUCGAAUCCAUAGGAUGUGUUAUAGAGAUUCUGUAAGUUUUAAAUGGGGCACCUUUACUUCCUCCUCAUGUCUGUCAUGCCAAAUCAAAUGUCUGUCAGGGCUUAUUUUGGAUCAGUUGCUCCGUCCAUAUAUGUGAGGACAUGAGACAACUGCUCCCAGGCAAGUUUGAUAUUUGCAGAAAUAAUAAAGGAAUGGACAGACACUUUA
Molecule: messenger RNA, 2500 nt
Organism: Myxocyprinus asiaticus (Chinese sucker)
Lineage: Eukaryota; Metazoa; Chordata; Actinopteri; Cypriniformes; Catostomidae
Gene: pdia7
Product: protein disulfide isomerase family A, member 7
Exons: 13
Coding region: 131-1597 (488 amino acids)
Biological process (GO): response to endoplasmic reticulum stress; protein folding
Cellular component (GO): endoplasmic reticulum; cell surface
Molecular function (GO): protein disulfide isomerase activity
Source: RefSeq, a predicted model, not a curated record